GACCCGUGACGUAUAAGAAGUUCCGCGGGAAUGGGUCUUCACUCGGAAUCUUACCUUCUUACCUGAUGCACGUGCUUUGUGUGUUUUGUAUGUCCAUGCGUGGUCUCCUGCUUAUUUAGAAACACAGCUAGGUCAGCAUAUUUCUGCAAUGAAGAGAACUUCGCGAUAAUCGUACAGUUCUCCUUCAAACCACCUGUUACGAAACACCGGACUAUAAAGGACGGGAUUUGAUAAGAGGACUGCGCACACGGGUCAGAAUGAAGGGGCUUGCUGGUAUUUUUCUUCUCCUGUCAGGGUCGUGGGGAGCCGUGGUCGACAGACGGGCAACGGCUCAUUUCGACCACGGAAAGACAGUUGGUCACGUGAAUAGUCACACUGUGCGGGAGGAAUCCGGUCUGUGUGCCAGCAGACGACACACCAACAUUCUGUAUACCCAUAAUGACUCCGGUGAUAGCGCGCGCUUUUACGCCCUCGAUGCCAGUACAGGUCAUUUACAGGCGACCCUGACCGUGGAGGGGGCAACAAGUCACGACUGGGAGGAUAUAGCGUGCGGUCCCUGCGUGUUUGGGCACAGUGGGUGGUGUGUUUACAUUGGUGAUAUUGGUGGAAAUACCGGAAGUGGGGGAGAAAACAAGAUUUUCAUGGUGCGGGAACCACCCAGUAUCCGUACCAGAUCUCUUCAAGUAUUAGAAACGCUAAGAUUUACCUGGGAUGAACACAACGCCGAGACACUGAUGGUAGAUCCACAAGGAGAGCUAUACAUUAUUUCUAAAGUCGACGGAGGGAGAGGGAAAUUAUAUCACAUCCCUAAAGACGCGUGGGCGGAGUCGUCCCAUCGGUACCACCUGACAGGAGGACGGGAGAUGCCAACUCCUGAUCACGGACGAGGACCGGUAGCCGGCGACAUCUCGCCGGACGGACGGGAAGUACUGGUCAAGACCUAUCACAAAAUAUUUUACUGGAAUGUUGGGGACAGCCGUGACUAUAUGAGGACCUUAAUGAGCACCCCUAAACAGGUCCCGUACAUCAGCGAACACCAGGGCGAGUCUGUCUGUUGGGAGUCUAAUGGAAGUGGUUACUACACCAUUAGUGAAGGCACAUCAGAAGCACUCCAUUACUACAAGCGAUUGUCAUGAGAAUAAUUAGGUUAUCAAAUAAUAUAUAAUUCAUUUCC
Molecule: messenger RNA, 1174 nt
Organism: Ostrea edulis (European flat oyster)
Lineage: Eukaryota; Metazoa; Mollusca; Bivalvia; Ostreida; Ostreidae
Exons: 5
Coding region: 258-1136 (292 amino acids)
Source: RefSeq, a predicted model, not a curated record